Malaya genurostris is the source of this 1969-nucleotide messenger RNA. RefSeq lists its product as uncharacterized. The transcript is spliced from 2 exons. Gene Ontology annotation, cellular component: endoplasmic reticulum; protein phosphatase type 1 complex. NCBI's taxonomy places the organism in Eukaryota, Metazoa, Arthropoda, Insecta, Diptera, Culicidae. The record is from RefSeq and is a predicted model, not a curated record. Bases 436 to 1779 code for a protein of 447 amino acids. Gene Ontology annotation, biological process: response to endoplasmic reticulum stress. Gene Ontology annotation, molecular function: protein phosphatase regulator activity.
UUUCAUUUUCAGCAGUAUCAAAAUGGCCGUAUAGAGUAAAAAUAUCGAAUAGUUUUCAAUUUCACUGAAAUAAUGGAUAUCAAAUGUAGAGAAUAUCGGAACUAUUUUAACUGUUUAAAAACUGUAAUUCAUAGAACCUUUGUGCAUAAAGUUAAUCAUCGAAAACUCAUUGGUGGUUGCAAAAAAAUUGGUGUUCAGUAUCAUCAUUACUCGCAUCGUGCGAAGAAAAAUUUGUGCGAUAGGCUACUACAACAUAUGCUUCAAGAGUACUCAGAAAAGAUUUUUACAAGUGCAGAAAUAUGUGAAUGCUUGUAUGUCAAGAAUUAUGUGAUGGAACUGGUAGUUUGUACUGAUUUUUGAAAAUAGGCGUAAUAGUACACAUACUUGACGUUGAGUGAUACCAGGGAAAUUGAAAUUUCAUCUUAAGCAGCGAUAAUGGCAUCAGACCUGAAUUGGAACUCAAAUAUUACAGGCAUAGGUCCACAAUUAAAAAUGACACCAUCACAAAAUAAACCAAUGUUGCUGGAUCGUAAAUGUACGGCUAAUGAAAAGAUGUCAAAUAAAAGUUCCUUAGGCUUCGUUGCAAACAUUGUCCAAAAAAUGUUUAACAUGCUGAAACCUGUUGAAAUGCCUCUUACUGUAUUAGACAGAAACAAACAAUCAUUGUCUGCUCCUGAUAUAUUUGUCGACAUGGAUAUCAACACUCCGGUGUUUGAUACCUGUAGAACUAGACUUACUGUUCCAGAAGACAAAGAAUCUAGUGAUCAUAUGUCACUUUCUGUUGGUAAUAUGCCUUUCGAUUGGUAUUCAGUCGAAAAAACGGGGACUAAUGAAAGCUGUUCCUGGCGAUUUAAAAAAACAACCGGAGCUUAUCAGGAAGUAGAUUGGUCUUUAAGUAAGAAAAAGCGCCCCAAGACUCGUAGGUGUUUCAACCGUCACAGUAAAUCAAGGAUAGUUGGCAAAAAUCUGAAUGAGAAAAAUCGUCAUAAUUUGUCAGUGGAUAUAUUGGAAGAUUAUCGGCAAAUUCCAAACGACAUUGAAUUGGAAUCGGAGAUUGAAUAUUGUGAUUCUGGUAUGAGCGAAAACUUUAAAAAAGAGAGAAAUCUAGAAUUAACGUCUAUUAAUGCAUCAAAUGCAAGAUAUUCUUUAAAUCUAUCAGAAGAAUUCUUUCCAACGAUUGGUUUCUCGGUAACAAAUAACUCUGAAAUGGAAAUAUUCGAUGACAAAAUAAGGCAGGCUUCAGAAUGUGACAGCGAAAACAGUUUUGUGAUAUUUUCCGAAGAUAUAUAUCUAACAACGCCUUCCGCAAGCCCAAAGAGAAGGAACGAUCUCUGUUCGGCAAUUAAUAACUUGUUUUCUACGACUUCAUCACGGCAGCGAGAGAAACAUAUUUCAGAAUGCAGUGACGACAGUAUUGUUUUUUGUUAUGAUAAUAAACAUAGUAAUGCAGAUUGUCAUUUGAAUAACAGCGCUGACACGGAUAAUGAAAACGAUUCAUCCGAUAAAGAGAGUAUCGACGAAGAAAGUGAUGGAGAUCUUUCCCAACCGCCGGAUUCGGGUUUCGAGGAGAAAAAGGUGCGUUUUAAUCUUAAUCCCGAGGUUCAUGAGAUACGAGCUUGGGAUUUUGCAUAUCGUCAUGCACGGAAAGGCGAGUGGGAAAUGGCAGCAAGAGAUCGAGAACGAUUCAAGAAGCGCAUUGAAGAAACAGAACAUAUUCUUAAACAUGUGUUUGAGUGCACUUUGCGGGACCGAAUAUAUCAUGAAAGAUUUUCUAGUUAGUGACAUUAUAUAGUGGAGUCUACAUUAUAACUAGACGAACAUCCAUCUGUUAUAAACCCAUGGGGACAAAUUUGUUUCAGUUGGAUUAUAGGCGAAUCAGGAAAAAAAUAAUCAAAUGAAGCAUAACAAAACGAAGUCAAUACACAUGCUUUAGAAGUAAUAAAACUUUUUCUCCGGUUUGUUAAAAUAA